Molecule: messenger RNA, 2145 nt
Organism: Diaporthe batatas
Lineage: Eukaryota; Fungi; Ascomycota; Sordariomycetes; Diaporthales; Diaporthaceae
Exons: 4
Coding region: 254-2029 (591 amino acids)
Biological process (GO): transmembrane transport
Molecular function (GO): transmembrane transporter activity
Source: RefSeq, a predicted model, not a curated record
UCUGAGUCUCUGUACUCGUUAUGUUCAUAUUCAUCACACCACAAUGGGGAAAUCGUCGUACCCAGUGCACAGUACAGCAUGCCCGUCCUUCCUAUCACGGAUGGACCUCGCCACGCGUCGUUUCCAAUCCUUUCGUUCCCAUGUGAUGGCCCUCUAAUAAAAUACCUCGCCUUCUCGUCUAUUGCCGUUGUAACUCAAAACUGCGUCCAGAUCACGGAAAAUCCUGCAAUUGGGACGCACCCGCAAAGCUGAUAUGGCAAGAUCACUCGACAAAGGCUUUGGUGGUAAUACAGACGUCGGCCAAGCGGUCGAAAUGCCUGUUGACAGCCGCAAGGAUGGGGACGAGUCAUCCCCACCAGCAGUGGCCGUGGAUGGCACUGGCCUUAACGAGGUCAGCGACAACGCGCAGAUUGGUGUUCAGGAGAUGGAGGCAACAACUUUGACCUGGACCAAGCCAUCUCUGGCUUGCCUGUUCAUUGGCAUCUGGUUCAUAUUCCUCGUCAACGGCUUCCGUCUGUCCAUUCUGUCCUCCCUGUCGCCCUACAUCACGUCGCAAUGGGCGUCUCACUCCCUCCUCGCCGUCAUCAGGGUUGUCUCCAGCUCCAUGGCGGGGGCCGUCUACAUCCCCAUGGCCAAGCUCAUGGACGUCUGGGGCCGUGCUGAGGGUUAUCUCCUGAUGGUGGGCUUCACCGAGCUGGGACUAAUCCUGACCGCCAACUCCCACGACCUGUACACCUACUGCGCCGCCCAGGUCUUCUAUACGGUCGGUUACUCCGGGCUUAUCUACGCCGUCGAGAUCCUGGCCAUCGACGCCUCGGAUCUGCGCAACCGGGCCCUCGCGUUCGCCUUCACAUCCAGCCCGUACAUGAUCACGGCCUUUGCUGGGCCCGCUGCUGCUGAGGCCUUCCUUCUCAAGGUCUCGUGGCAGUGGGGAUUCGGUGCCUUCGCCAUCAUCAUGCCCUUUGUCACGCUGCCGGUCUACCUGCUGCUCAAGCUCAACCUGAACAAGGCCAAGAAGAUGGGCUUGCUCAAGGACCGUGUAAGAAGCGGGCGCACCCUUGCUGAGAAUAUUGUGCACUGGUUCCACGAAUUUGACGUUGUCGGCGUCUUCCUUUUCGCAGCCGGCCUCGUCGUUUUCCUCCUUCCCUUUACCAUCGCAGCGCUAGCACCAAAAGGCUGGGAGACAGGAUACAUUAUUGCAAUGAUCGUCGUGGGCCUCUUUUUGAUUGCCGCGUUUACCGUAUGGGAAAUUUGGCUCGCACCUGUUCCGUUCCUCGCGGCCAGGCAUCUGCAGAACCGCACGCUUCUCGCCGUCUGUCUCAUCAACACGACAUACCAGAUGGCCUAUUACUGCUGGAACAGUUACUUUACCUCAUUCUUGCAGGUUGUGAAUGGAGUCACUGUGGCACAAGCAGGCUACAUCAACAAUACCUUUCAGGUUGUGUCGGGCGUAGAGCUCUUUAUUGUCGGGUAUUUCAUCCGACGCACUGGAAAAUUCAAGUGGACUUUCUACCCAGCUAUUCCCAUCUACAUCUUCGCCCAAGGCCUUAUGAUUUACUUCCGCCGCCCUGGUUUCAGCGUCGGCUACCUCAUCAUGUGCGAAAUCUUCAUCUCGAUGGGUGGUGCCGUCUUCAUCCUCGUCUGCCAGAUUGGCUGCCUGGCUGCCGUUGAGCACCAGUACGUGGCCCCCACCAUCUCCAUGGUCUUUGUCUUCGGCACGGUGGGCGGUGCCAUCGGUUCCACGAUCUCAGGUGCGAUCUGGACAAACACCUUCUUACCGGCCUUGAUUCGGUUCCUGCCCGAGGCCGAGAAGGCGAACGCCCCCAUAAUCUACUCGGACCUGGUGACGCAGCUCUCAUAUCCUGUGGGCUCGGCGGCGCGUAUCGCAAUCCAGAACGCGUAUGGUUACGCACAGACAAGGAUGUUGGCUUCGGGCACAGGAAUCAUGGCAUUGUGUUUCAUCUGGGUUCUGCUUGUGGAGAACUUGGAUGUUAAGAACCGGAGGCAGACUAAGGGAACGGUGCUCUAGUCUGUUCAUGUUAUGGGUUACUUUAUGACAACUUGAUGAGUGUGAGGAUGGUCGUUGAGAUGAGCAUGAUUCACCUGGCUGCUUGAUGACGGAAAAAAUCUGGACGGGUGGCGAUU